AUGAGUGUCUCUUUGGCCGGCCCGGAUGGCCGUGUUUUGGGGGGAGGACUUGCUGGCCUUCUAGUAGCUGCUGGUCCUGUUCAGGUUGUGCUUGGCAGCUUUCUUCCUGGUCACCAGCAGGAACAGAAGCCUAAGAAGCAGAGAUUUGAGCACACAGCAGCUUUCACUCUUACCCCUGCUAAUCGUCUAUCUGAAGGAGGAUCUGAGGGUGCAUAUAGUGGACCAAAGCCAACUUUCACUACUUCCUCGUCCUUCCAUGAAGACAACCCAGCUUCAUUGAAUUCCAUGAAUGGUUCUAAGAUUUCUGCUUCUGAAAACAACGUAUCUUUGUCUGGAGGAGAACCUAAAGACCCCAGCCAGUGA
Messenger RNA from Ilex paraguariensis (yerba mate), 363 nucleotides. Lineage: Eukaryota; Viridiplantae; Streptophyta; Magnoliopsida; Aquifoliales; Aquifoliaceae. The record is from the annotation of a GenBank genome assembly.